This is a messenger RNA of Ustilago hordei, 2862 nucleotides long. RefSeq lists its product as uncharacterized. The transcript has 4 exons. The record is from RefSeq and is a predicted model, not a curated record. Gene Ontology annotation, biological process: DNA integration. NCBI's taxonomy places the organism in Eukaryota, Fungi, Basidiomycota, Ustilaginomycetes, Ustilaginales, Ustilaginaceae. Gene Ontology annotation, molecular function: nucleic acid binding. The coding region runs from base 1 to 2862 and encodes 953 amino acids.
AUGAGGAGACCAACCCUUCAUGGAAAUGAGUUUGUCUCAGCAGAGCACAUACUACAAGCAGCUCUAGAAGAUGGACCCAUAGGGUUCAUGCUGUUGGAGGAGCCACCAUCAUCACUCCCAGCCUUUGGUUUUGUACCUACAGGCACAGACAAAGGAGUAGAGAUGGAGGUAGAGGUGGACAAGGUGGUGACAGCUGCAGACAUACCAAAGCCAUACCAACACCUACUCUGUGUGGACUACCAAGGUCUCAAUGAGAUCACUGUCAAGAACAGGGCACCACUGCCCCUCAUCGAGGAGCAGCUGUUCUUACUCAGGAAGGCAAGGAUCUAUACCAAGCUAGACCUUAGAGCAGCAUACAACCUCAUCCAGAUUGCUAAAGGAGAUGAAUGGAAGACAGCUUUUGGCACUCAGUUGGGACUCUAUGAGUACCUAGUGAUACCCUUUGGCCUAGCCAAUGCUCCAGCUCACUUCCAGUCAUUCAUCAAUGACAUCUUCCGAGACAUCAUUGGAGUAUAUGUAGUGGUAUACCUAGAUGACUUCCUGAUCUUCAGUGACACUGAAGAGGCACAUGUGAAGCAUGUCACCAAGGUCCUCACUCACUUAAGGAGCAACAGGCUCUUUGCUAAGCUGUCGAAGUGUGAGUUUCACACCAAGAUAGUCAAGUUCCUGGGGUACAUCAUCAAGCCAACAGGUAUAGAGAUGGACCCAGAAAAGGUGCGCACUGUCAAGGAGUGGCCAAUGCCAGAGUCAAUCCAUGACAUCCAGAGGUUCCUGGGUUUUGCCAACUUCUAUCGAAGGUUCAUAGCCCACUUUGCUUGCAUAGCCAAGCCCUUGACAUCACUGGUAAAGCCUACAGAACGAUUCAAGAAGUUUGAGCUACCAGAGGAGGCCCAGCAGGCCUUCCACAAGCUCAUCCAGGCAUUCACAUCAGCAGGAGUGCUUCAGCACUUCAACUACCACCUUCCAACAAGGAAGAUGUCUUCUGCUGAGAAGAACUAUGAGAUCCAUGACAAGGAGCUCCUAGCUGUGGUCGCUUGCCUUACUCAGUGGCAACACAUGCUAGCUGGACUACCAAGUCAACUGGUCAUCCUCACUGACCAUGAAGCCCUCAAGUACUUCAAGUCACAGAGAUGCAUCACAGGUCGACAGGCUCAAUGGGCAAUACUACUAGCAGAAUUCGACUUCAUAUUGCAGUACCGACCAGGAGACAAAGGUGGUGAACCUGAUGCUCUCACCAGAAGGAUGGACAUGCAACCAGCUGGUGAAGAGCAGGAUCACAAUGUGAGGCAACUACUGCCUCCUCGAGUGUUCAAGGAGACAGCAGACCAUGACUCGACCCUAGUGGCCCCUAUGCUCUUGAUGGAGUCCAUAGCAUCAAAGGGUCUCAGAGACCUGGUCAAGAUCUUCCAGCCCUUAGACCAAGAGCUACAGGAGAUACAUAUGAAGAAGCCCUUCGAGCUCAAGGACGACCUAUGGUACAGUGGAGGAAGUGCCAAAGAGGUAGAUGGACAGUCUCUCUCUGUAGAGCACCUGCGAUUCAUGGUGAUGACUCAAUGCCAUGAUGGCAUCACUGCUGGACAUGUGGGGAGAGAUGCUACCAUCAAGGCAGCCCAACGACAUUACUGGUGGCCAAACAUGACAGCUUGGAUUGCAGACUAUGUAGCAAGUUGUCCUGUAUGUGCUAGGUACAAAGCUCCUCGUCACCAUCCAUAUGGUUUGCUACAGCCAUUAGCAACACCAGACAGGCCCUGGGGCUCCAUAUCCCUCGACUUCAUCGAAGGACUACCACCAUCAAAGAAGUAUGACUUCAAGACCUAUGACUCUAUCUUAGUCAUUGUUGACAGGUUAACCAAGUUUGCCAUACUAGCUCCAACCCAUAAGACAGUCACAGCCAAACAGACUGCAGUGUUGCUAUACAGACACAUGGUUAGACUUUUUGGAUACCCAGAUCACAUGGUCUUGGACCGAGGCAGGCAGUUCAUAUCAGGAGCAUGGAAGGCAUUCACAGAACAAAUGGGUGUGAAGCACUCACUUAGCACAGCCUACCUUCCUCAAACUGAUGGUCAGACAGAGAGGGUCAAUCAGGUCAUAGAGCAGUACCUAAGGAUGUACUGCAACUAUGAGCAGAAUGACUGGGCUGACCUGCUGGACACUGCAGCCUUUGUAUACAACAACACAGUCCACAACAGCAUUGGUGUCUCACCAUUCUUUGCAUGCUAUGGAUGGAACCCCAAAGCUCAUCCUGACAUCCCUCAACAACUAGGAGUCAAUGAUCCAGGUUGCUUCGAGUACCUCAUGGAUGGAAAGGAGCAUUGCAAGUACCUCCAGGAGCAGAUCAGAGAGGCACAACAUAGAUCAGUAGACCAGUAUAACAGGAAGCACAAGGACAUCGAGUUCAAGGUGGGUGAUAUGGUCUAUAUCAACCGUCGAAACUGGAAGACACGGAGACCCACACCCAAGUUGGAUACCCGGUUUGCAGGACCCUACCCAGUUCAGGAACGGGUAGGACGCCGAGCUUAUCGGAUCACAUUGCCAGCAAACCUUAGGGUGCAUGAUGUGUUCCAUGUCUCCAUGCUCGAACCAGCAAGAACAAGUUCUCUUCCUCAACGAGCUGAACAGCCCACCAUACCAUCACUUCCUGAUGAGGACCUCAAUUUCAAAGUCAAAGCACUCAUUGACAAGCAUUCACAUAAUGGGACUACAGAGUACAAAGUGUUGUGGAGAGGGUACUCAGAAGAAGCUGCUUCAUGGGAACCAGUAGAGAAUCUCAACUGCCCCGACCUCAUCCAGGAGUAUGAGGUGUCGGAGGGGGGACGAGCGAGUAGACAGAGUAGAGAGAGGAGGAGAGAACAGGAGGAAUAG